AUGUCUGCUCUUCACUCUUCGGUCAUAAAGAACGGUGGGGGUUGGUGCUGGUAUGGUAUGUGAGGACGGUGUUGGCUGUGGGUGGAAUGGAUGAUGAGUAGAACCGUCAAGGUCACAGUAUGGCACGUGAUGCGAUAGGACAUCCCUUUAGUAUGUGGCCGGCAGGCUGGGAUUACUGUUCAGAAUUGGCACGCUGAACCGAGUGGGACAUCUGCCAAAAAAGGGAGAGUGGAAAAAGAGACUGAAUAGUAUAGUGAGCAGUGAGCACCUUAUAGGUGCCCAGGGAAUAACAUUACAGCAAUUACAUGUACAUUUUCAGUGGACACAAAGACCAUCAUGCUGCGCUGUUGAUACCUGCCUGAACAGUGAAGACGUUGUUCUGGUUUCUAGCCAAUUAAACACAGGCCUGCUUCGCAGUCUCCCUUUCAUAUCUGCCCUAUUGUCCUUUUUAAAAUAAUUUUCAUGACUCCACCAGGGGGUUUUAGACAGAUUCUCGUUUGCUUAGACCUCAUGGUGUGAUUUGAUUCAUCAGCAGUUCAUUAAGAGAAAUCAAUGUUUACUCGCAGGAGUCUGGCUUUUUUAACACACUGAACCCAUCAACCCUGGCUGCAUGUCAAAAAUGUGCUCCGUCGCCCCUCCCUCCAGAACACUCACCAUAGAAGAAUGUUUACUUAGCAGGCACAACUGACCGCUUACUCACGAGACCCAUCAUGGAUUCUUGUCAGGAAACUAUCUGAUAGACAAAUGUUCUAACUGAAAAAAUAAUUUCAGUUUUGAAAUGGAACUCCCGCAUUUGUCAGACCAGUGGAAGACUAUUGAUAAAUGUGGUCUUUCACCCCUCAGUGGUGAUUGGGGUAACAACUGCAGCUCUUGUUGACUGUCCUUGCCGCUGCCCUUGUUUCCCUUUGGCUCACACCACGGCCUCUCUCAGGCUGCUGCUCACCUUGUUUGCCAAGAGGUUCCUCAGCCAGAUUGAGAUUCAUUUUAAGGAGGGAGCUGCAGGCUGGCCUGACUGACUGACUGGCUGUUUGGAGGAGCUUGUCUCUCUGAAGUCAUCCCAUUACAUCAGAGCUAAAGCAUGGAGUUGUCUGUCUGCCCCUCCAGAGAUCACUUCUUAUUAGGAUCGACUGACAUCAAUCUGUCUUUCGAUUCCCUCUCUCUCUCAAGCAUGUUUGCGACGCAUCCGUCUCACACAUCCAGACAGAUUUUUCUCUUGUGCAAUCUCUCACUCUCUUUCCUACCUAUCUCCAGUCUGCUUUCAGACUGAAGGUCACUGAAGUGGUUGUCCACCGUUCUGUUAAUUUCAGACACUUAUCGAGUGCUGUCUGUGCAGUCCAGAGAGGAGUGGAUUUAAAUGUAGAUUGGCUGCUCCUCAGCUUUGAUUUUAUUUAUUCGGAUCCCCAUUAGCCGACGCCAAUGGCGACAGCUAGUCCUCUCUCUAAACAGAUCUUGCUGAUAAAAAUGUUGAUUAGCAAGCAACUUAUUUUUUUUUUUCUUCCACCUCCUUCUUCCUCACUCUGUAUCAUAUUUUCUCCCAAGACCAUAUUUCCUCCCUCUCCCAUGCAUUGCCCUGGCUUUUAAAUAUACACAAUAUAUACAAAAGUAUGUGGACACCCCGUCAAAUUUGUGGAUUUGGCUAUUUCAGCCACACCCAUUGCUGACGGGUGUAUAAAAUCGAUCACAAAGCCAUGCAAUCUCCAUAGACAAACAUUGGCAGUAGAAUGGCCUUAGUGAAGAGAUCAGUGACUUUCAACGUGGCACCGUCACAGGAUGCCACCUUUCCAACAAGUCAGUUUGUCAAAUGUCUGCCCUGCUAGAGCUGCCCCGGUCAACUGUAAGUGCUGUCAUUGUGAAGUGGAAACGUCUAGGAGCAACAACGGCUCAUCCGCGAAGUGGUAGGCCACACAAGGUCACAGAACGGGACAGACGAGGGCUGAAGCGCGUAAAAAUCAUCUGUCCAUCUGUCCAAGAACUGUUCGUCGGGAGCUUCGUGAAAUGGGUUUCUAUGGCCGAACAGCCGCACACAAGCCUAAGAUCACCAUGCGCAAUGCCAAGCGUGGGCUGGAGUGGUGUAAAGCUGGCAUGCACAGAGCCCUGACCUCAACCCCAUCGAACACCUUUGGGAUGAAUUGGAACGCUGACUGCGUGCCAGGCCUAAUCGCCCAACAUCAGUGUCUGACCUCACUAAUUCUCUUGUGGCUGAAUGAAUGCAAGUCCCCGCAGCAAUGUUCCAACAUCUAGUGGAAAUCCUUCCCAGAAGAGUGGAGGCUGUUAUAGCAGCAGGGGGGGGACCAACUCCAUAUUAAUGCCCAUGAUUUUGGAAUUAGAUGUUUGACAAGCAGGUGUCCACAUACUUUUGGUCAUGUAGUGUACAUGAAGUCAUGAACCUCAAGAAAGGCAUUGAUAUUAAGAAUAGUUCUAUUUUCUUUUCCUGGCCCUCUCUUUUUGAGAUGGUCAUCAUGAAAUAUAUUAUAUCUACCUCUACAAGUUGCUCUCUUCAACAGCUGUAGUUCUUCUUCUUCUUCUAAGUUGAUACAGUAGACUGGAGUGCCUAUUUAUACUCAGCUCUGAGCAUUGACAUCUGCUUAGCUAUGAAUGAGGCUGGAACCCUUACAUCGUCAUCCUUAUCUGCCCAGAUUGUGUCUAGUGAUGUCUGUACUAACAAAGUGUAUUAACCUAGGAUUAGCCUUUUGUGUUGUGCAAUAUCUUUUUUUUAUGUACUUAGCUAGCGACAGUAAUCCUGGGGGUUAUUGAGAAAAGGUCUCUUAAGUGAUUUUAGGGCAAAGAGGUGGAGCUGCUGCCAGGCUUUUAGUGGAUUAGUUGUACACCCUAAUCUGCAAUAUUCCCUGCAUAUAAGGAUUUUGUGUCGGUGUGUUAAACAUGUAUGUUUCAUUUUUUUGUUGGCAAGAGACUGACCAUAACAAGGCAAUUUUAUUUUUGUCAGUUUACAGAGAAGGCUAAGUAGUAUAUCGGUUGUCUGUCUCUCUCAAAUGGAUUUUGUCUCCCAAUUUGCAAUUUGAAUGCACAGAGAUACCAUGACGAGAUCCUGAAGCCCAUUGUCGUGCCAUUCAUCCGACGCCAUCACCUCAUGUUUCAGCAUGAUAAUGCACAGCCCCAUGUCGCAAGGAUCUGUACCCAAUUCCUGGAAGCUGAAAAUGUCCCAGUUCUUCCAUGGCCUGCAUACUCACCAGACAUGUCACCCAUUGAGCAUGUUUUGGAUGCUCUGGAUCGACGUGUACAACAGUGUGUUCCAGUUCCCAUAAAUAUCCAGCAACUUCGCACAGCCAUUAAAGAGGAGUUGGACAACAUUCCACAGGCCACAAUCAACAGCCUGAUCAACUCUAUGUGAAGGAGAUGUCGCGCUGCAUGAGGCAAAUGGUGGUCACACCAGAUACAGACUGGUUUUCUGAUUCACGUCCCUACUUUUUUUUUUAAGGUACACUACAUGACCGAAAGUAUGUGGACACCUGCUCGUCUAACAUCUCAUAACAAAAUCAUGGGCAUUAAUAUGGAGUUGCCCCCCCCUUGCUGCUAUAACAGCCUCCACUCUUCUGGAAAGGCUUUCCACUAGAUGAUGGAACAUUGCUACGGGGACUUGAUUCCAUUUAGCCACGAGCAUUAGUGAGGACGGGCACUGAUGUUGGGCUAUUAGGCCUGGCUCGCAGUCGGUUUUCCAAUUAAUCCCAAAGUUGUUUGAGGUCAGGGCUCUAUGCAGGCCAGUCAAGUUCUUCUUUAACGAUCUCAACAAACCAUUUCUGUAUGGACCUUGCUUUGUGCUGUCAUGCUGAAACAGGGCAUUCUCCAAACUGUUGCCACAAAGUCAGAAGCACAGAAUUCAAUUGAACUAAGGGGCCUUGCCCGAACCAUGAAAAACAGCCCCAGACCAUUAUUCCUCCUCCACCAAACUUUACAGUUGGCACUAUGCAUUGGGGCAGGUAGCGUUCUCCUGGCAUCUGCCAAACCCAGAUUCUUCUGUCAGACUGCCAGAUGGUGAAGCGUGAUUCAUCACUUCAGAGAACGCGUUUCCACUGCUCCAGAGUCCAAUGGCGGCGAGCUUUACACCACUCCAGCCGAUCCUUGGUAUUGCGCAUGGUGAUCUUAGGCUUGUGUGCUGCUGCUCGGCCAUAGAAACCCAUUUCAUGAAGCUUCCGACGAACAGUUCUUGUGCUGACGUUGCUUUCAAAUGCAGUUUGGAACUCGGUAGGGAGUGUUGCAACCGAGGACAGAUGAUUUUUACAUGCUUCAGCACUCAGUGGUCCCGUUCUGUGAGCUUGUGUGGCAUACCACUUGGUGGCUGAGCUGUUGUUGCUCCUAGAUGUUUCCACUUCACAAUAACAGCACUUACAGUUGACCGGGGCAGCUCUAGCAGGGCAGACAUUUUACCAACUGACUUGUUGGGAAGGUGGCAUCCCCUAUGACAGUGCCACGUUGAAAGUCACUGAGCUCUUCAGUAAGGCCAUUCUACUGCCAAUUAUAUUUCUAUGGAGAUUGCAUGGCUGUGUGCUCGAUUUUAUACACCUGUCAGCAACGGGUGUGGCAGAAAUAGCUGAAUCCACUCAUUUGAAGGGGUGUCCACAUACUUAUGUAUGUAUAUUGUAUCUGUGACCAACAGUCAUGUGAAAUCCAUAGAUUAGGGCCUAAUGCAUUUAUUUCAAUUGACUGAUUUCCUUAAAUGAACUGUAACUCAGUAAAAUCUUUGAAUUUGUUGCAUGUUGCGUUUUAUAUUUUCGUUCAGUAUAUAACAGAAACCUCAUGUAGCCAUCUUAUUUUUAGUACUUGCUACACAUUGUCAAUCAAUAUGUGUCAGUGCAAUGUUAGGUGAGAAGUACUUUUGUUGGUGUCCAAUAUCACUAGGAAUGUGAGAAAUCAAUGCAAAUAUUGCCUCAAUUGAUUUUCUCAACCCUAAGUGGGUCCUGGACCUUCAAACUCUAUUUGGCCCAGAAAUAAAUACCCAAUAGAGGGUAGGCCUAGUUUUUACAUUAUGUUUUAAUGUGUUAAACUCUAAGGUCCGACCAUUGUCUUCCCUUCUUUCUCUUUCAGCCCGCUGUUUGUCACAUGGAAAAUAGGCAGAGACAAGCGGUUGAGGGGAUGUAUAGGUACAUUUUCUGCCAUGAACCUGCACUCAGGACUCAGGGAGUACACCCUUACCAGGUAAGCCUCUCUCUUAACUUGAUCAUCAUGUCCGGAGUUCCAAGCAUGUACUGCACUUUCUUUAGGCUAAACUACUGCAGUCAGGCUUUUUCUCUAAACAAAAGUAUCCCUCGGUGGAAGAUAAAAGUAGUGCAGCUGGUUCAGACCCGUCAAGCGCUAUGAGGCGGAGGGUGGUGAGCAGUGACGGGGGAGACGAGUGUAGGCGCUAGCAGACACACCGUGUCUGUGUUAUCUCCCUGUCGUCUGCUGGGAUAUCUCCGGAGGGACUGGCUGACUGUCACACUCAUAGGCAUGAACAACAAAAGAGGGGGAGGGAAUGGGGGAUGAUGACACAUCCUUUGGGAUAAAAAAAAUCACCCAACAUUUCCCUUUUGUGGUGUUGAAGUAAAAAAUAAUGGCAGAUUUUGUUUUGAGUUGUCCGGGUGUGAAGUGGAUUUAUCUUUUGUUUCUGUUCUUAUUCAGUCACUGAAAGAGACCCCCCCCCCCCCACCACCACCACCACCACCAAAGCAACAAUUAUGCUUUGUUGGAUUAUGUAAGGAAAGGGCUCAUUCAUCGGGGACAAACUGCAUACCAGCUGGACAGGAAAAAAUAACUGUAUUUGAAUGGGCAGGGGCUGUAAGGCUGAGCUGUAGCUCUCUAUCGCUUUCUCACACACAUACAGUUACAUACACACUCACUCACAGGCACACACUGACAUCUGGAACUGGGCUCCUAUUGGCUACAAGUUAAGACUCCUGCCAGCCUCCUAUUGGCCAGCGCUGUUGCUAGGAUGAUUACACACUAUAGAGGAGGUGAUGCACUGCAACAGAGAGAUCAAGCUUUCUGCUGUCACCGCAAAUGUCAAGUUGGACUCGACUAAAUCAAUUAAUUUAUUUGAUCUGAUAACAUAGGAGCCCUUACAAUAACAUUUCAGCAAAAAAUGUUUUUUUUUUAGUUGACAUGCAUAUUUUUUAAGAGCCUCAAGCAAAGUGUUUCCCCUAGCUUUUGUUUUUAAGUUCACCGUAGGUACAGUCAAGGUUAGAGGAUAAUGCUUUUUGAAGUUUCUUCUGUGGACUGAACUGUACCUAAGUACCACAAAUUUCAGACCUCCCGGUUCAUUCAUUUUUCGAAGGGGAGAACAGUGUGUUGUGAGGGGGAACCAAAAAACAGGGCGAAGCGUCCAGAUGAGGAUGCCAGUAAAGCUGACGGUUUUCUUCACUCAGCAUGAAUGCCUCUGUGAGCACUAACGUCAUUAGUGAGGCCUGGGGUUCUUCUGGGGGAAAAAGGGGGCCUUUUGGUAUUCAACUCUAACAGUAAUGUUAUCAAUAUUACUGGCUUCUUUGAUAAAAAGGAUCAUCCUUCAUGUCUUACAUACAAAAGUCAAUAUGCUAAGAUUUUCUAGCUUGUUUGUCUGAAACAAAAAGCUGUGUCUGAUCAUGUAUUUUGCUGAGCCAAACAGACAGGGCGGCUUUAGUUUCUGUCUCAGGGCUCCUGCUAACUAACCCAUGGUUGUUUUUUGUUUUCAGAUACUUUUUCCUCCCACUGCAUUCCAAUCUCCCUGGUUCUCAUUUUUCCAAUUUGUAGAUAUCCUAAUGCCACAAUCUCACCAGGCAGAACAGAAUGCAUGCUUAGGAAGAUGUUCUUGUGUCAAAUACAGUUAGUUUCUGACUGUGCCUGUUCAAUCCUCCCUACAAACAAUUGUGGCUCACCUCUGCUGAUGAGACCUUUUAAAAACAAUGUUUUAAAUAAAUGAUCAUGUUUCAGAGAGCAGAAUGUUCAUGGCUGAGGGAAAGAAUGAUUAUAAUACAGAUGGCUGGAAGCAGUUAUUGCACAAAGUAAGCCAUGUCCUAUAAUUAUCCAGUUAAUGUUUAGGGAAUUUAGGCUAUACCUCAGCAAUUCUACAGAACACCUCUCCCCCUCUUACCAUGUACAAAAAUAUAACAAGGAGCUUGGAGCUUGUGUGUGUUUUCAGUUCUGUGUACGUCAAAGGACAUUCGGUGCUGAAUAAAUCAUGCAACGCAUGUACAUCCAGCGGAGGAACGGCCCCAGGGACCUCCAAUAAGGUUUUACCUCCCUGAGAGAGGCUACUCAGUGCUCUGCCUGGCUCUCAGAAAUGUAUGGAACUAAUUUACACUGUCAUGGCCAGUUCAGAUGCACCUUUGCCUGUUUAAAGGUCCCCAACAGUCAUUCUUAUUCACAUGUAAAAUAGCCUUUUGAGUGACUAAAACAUCACCCAUACAAUUUUUCUGAUUUAAAAUGCUCAAAAUUGGAGAAAAAGUACUUAUUCUCUCAUUUCAAACUACCAGGAAGUCUGAAAAGACAGACUGAGCUAAUAGGCUGUGUGGGCGGGGAGCUCACCUUGACUUAAAGUUAUUUGAAAACGCCUAUAUCAAACAACAUGGACGCAGUGCUGCAGUGAGAUUAUCUCAAGGAAAUCUGCUGAUACACAAAGCAACUCACACAUGGUUUUGCAGAUUAUUAGUUUAUCCUGUUUGGUUAUUGUAACAGGAUCAAUAUAGACAAAAUGUUGACUGUAUAAUUUAGCUAGCUAGCCCAAAUAGAAUUGUCAGCAGUGUUUAGCAAGCUAGCUAGCUGAUUCAUCUUGGACAAUUUUACUUUCAAAUUAAAUCAAAUUUGAUUUGUCACAUGCUUCAUAAACUAAAGGUGUAGACUAUCAGUGAAAUGCUUACUUACAGGCCCUUCCCAACAAUGCAGAGGGGAAAAAAUAGUGUAAUAUAAAAAUAACAGAAGGAUACGAUAACUUGGCUAUAUACACGGGGUACCAGUACUGAGUCGAUGUGCAGGGGUACGAGGUAAUUAUGUACAUAUACAGUGCCUUGCAAAAGUAUUCAUCCCCUUUGGUGUUUUUUCUAUUUUGUUGCAUUACAACCUGUAAUUUAAAUGGAUUUUUAUUUGGAUUUCAUGUAAUGGACAUACACAAAAUAGUCCAAAUUGGUGAAGUGAAAUUAAAAAAAGAACUUGUUCCUAAAAAUUCUAGAAAAUAAAUAACGGAAAAGUGGUGCGUGCAUAUGUAUUCACCCCCUUUGCUAUGAAGCCCCUAAAUAAGAUCGGGUGCAACCAAUUACCUUCAGAAGUCACAUAAUUAGUUAGAUUGCACACAGCUGGACUUUAUUUAAGUGUCACAUGAUCUGUCACAUGAUCUCAGUGUAUAUAUACACCUUUUCUGAAAGGCCCCAGAGUCUGCAACACCACUAAGCAAGGGGCACCACCAAGCAAGCGGCACCAUGAAGACCAAAGAGCUCUCCAAACAGGUCAGGGACAAAGUUGUGGAGAAGUACAGAUCAGGGUUGGGUUAUAAAAAAAUAUUUAAAACUUUGAACAUCCCAAGGAGCACCAUUUAAAUCCAUUAUUAAGAAAAUGGAAAGAAUAUGGCACCACAACAAACCUGGCAAGAGAGGGCCGCCCACCAAAACUCAUGGACCAGGCAAGGAGGGCAUUAAUCAGAGAGGCAACAAAGAGACCAAAGAUGACCCUGAAGGAGCUGCAAAGCUCCACAGCGGAGAUUGGAGUAUCUGACCAUAGGACCACUUUAAGCCGUACACUCCACAGAGCUGGGCUUUAUGGAAGAGUGGUCAGAAAAAAGCCAUUGCUUAAAGAAAAAAAUAAGCAAACAUGUUUGGUGUUCGCCAAAAGGCAUGUGGGAGACUCCCCAAACAUAUGGAAGAAGGUACUCUGGUCAAAUGAGACAAAAAUUGAGCUUUUUGGCCAUCAAGGAGAACGCUAUGUCUGGUGCAAACCCAACACCUCAUCACCCCGAGAACACCAUCCCCACAGUGAAGCAUGGUGGUGGCAGCAUCAUACUGUGGCGAUGUUUUUCAUCGGCAGGGACUGGGAAACUGGUCAGAAUUGAAGGAAUGAUGGAUGGCGCUAAAUACAGAGAAAUUCUUGAGGGAAACCUGUUUCAGUCUUCCAGAGAUUUGAGACUGGGACGGAGGUUCACCUUCCAGCAGACAAUGAUCCUAAGCCUACUGCUAAAGCAACACUUGAGUGGUUUAAGGGGAAACAUUUAAAUGUCUUGGAAUGGCCUAGUCAAAGCACAGACCUCAAUCCAAUUGAGAAUCUGUGGUAUGACUUAAAGAUUGCUGUACACCAGCGGAACCCAUCCAACUUGAAGGAGCUGGAGCAGUUUUGCCUUGAAGAAUGGGCAAAAAUCCCAGUGGCAAGAUGUGCCAAGCUUAUAGAGACAUACCCCAUGAGACAUGCAGCUGUAAUUGCUGCAAAAGGUGGCUCUACAAAGUAUUGACUUGACCCCUCCUGAGAUGUGUGCAAACCUGGUGGCCAACUACAAGAAAUGUCUGACCUCUGUGAUUGCCAACAAGGGUUUUGCCACCAAGUACUAAGUCAUGUUUUGCAGAGGGGUCAAAUACUUAUUUCCCUCAUUAAAAUGCAAAUCAAUUUAUAAAAUUUUUGACAUGCGUUUUUCUUUAGGAUCAAACUUUAUCGUUGUAAAAGCAACAGUAAAAGGAAGUAAGGCAGUAUCUUAUUUUAUGCAAAGUAUAGGCAGAUGUGUAUUACAUUUUAGUAAUAGUUUUAGUCAUUAUUUCUUAGACAUCUUUCUUAGGGUGUGAUUGAGACUGGACUUAGUGAGCUUAAACCAACCUAAUAGCCUCUGUGGCCCACAGUGGGGGAGAGAGGAUCCAGUUGAGCAGUGUGUUGUUUUUCUGUGUGUUUAUACAUGUGUGGCGGGGGAUGAGACGAUUCAUUAAAGAAUGCGUUCACUUUACAGUGGCUGGGCAAAACCGGUUUGAAUGUUUGUCUGUGUCAGUCUGUUUGUCUGCAUGUGUUACUCAUGUGAUCUGCACUAGUGUCAAAAGGGCCUUUCAGCCUUGCUGCAAAGCUACACCCGCCCAAUGAUCUGUCAUGCACCGUAGGAAUGUCAUAUAUUAGUGUGUGUUCGUUGUCCUGUUUUAUAUAUACUAUGAAGUAACUGACAAUGUUUUGGAGGUCAGGCUCAUCAAUUCUCUCGUGACUUCCAUCAUUUAUCUUUGGGACCAUUGUUUCCCUUCAUUGUAGACCCUGUAUUAAAUAUAUUUUUAACUUCAGAUGAUAGAUGACAAUCGGAUCACUGUUUUGCAUCCAUCUGGUUAUUAUACUGUGUUCUAUGGAUAAGCCUACAUCAGCAGCGUUGGUCUGUAGAGAACAAACAGCUAAGUAUCCUGCUCCUCCAGGAUACUGUCAGAGGAUCUAACAAAGCAUGUUGUGUCUCUGUAAUGUGGUAUGCAUGCUGUCCAGAACAGCCAUUUUGUAGAGGUUGAGAUCAUCGGUUUGUUUUAGUAGACGGCCCUCUUGCUCUGAAACUACCAGCCAGGCAGACUUGUCACGUUCCUGUUGUACUCCUCUCUCUCUGCUAGAACUGGUGAUGACUGCACUCAAGGCCACCAGCAAAGGAAUGUGGACACAUCUACUUAGUGGUUGCAGUCUUGUUUGUAUUCAGCUAUAAGGCCUAAAUGUAGCAUAUAAAUGUGAACAUGUGUAAAAUACAGUAUUAAUGCAACCAGGCCUAUUUUGAUAAAAGUGUCAGCUCAGUAAAAAUACAGGCUUAUUUGUAUAAUGACUCAUCUGAGACUGAGGGUAAGCCUCACUACUCCCCUGUAUUGCCAGAUGUAUGUGGGCAAUGUUUGUGUGUGCAUCCAUAUUGAGUCUACUGUCUGAGGAAGAUUUGCCAACCCUGCCCAUCUAAUCAAUGUUUAAUCUGCUGCUCUGCUACCAGUAGCAUGUCGAAUUCCCCUCUCUCCCAGGGAGCUGCAGAGAAUGGAUGCAACACGGGCAUUAGAAUAAUUUAUCCAGCCAUGGCUGUUGUUUGGAGGUGCCUGACACAAAAUAAAUCAUUUUGUGAAACAAACAGGAAAUAAGACAAACUGAAAACUUGAAUUGCCACCUUUUGCAGCAAUUACAGAUGCAAGUCUCUUGGGGUAUGUCUCUAUAAGCUUGGCACAUCUAGCCACGGGGAUUUUUGCCCAUUCUUCAAGGCAAAACUGCUCCAGCUCCUUCAAGUUGGAUGGGUUCCGCUGGUGAACAGCAAUCUUUAAAUCAUACCACAGAUUCUCAAUUGGAUUGAGGUCUGGGCUUUGACUAGGCCCUUCCAAUACAUUUAAAUGUUUUCCCUUAAACCACUCGAGUGUUGCUUUAGCAGUAUGCUUAGGAUCAUUGUCCUGCUGGAAGGUGAACCUCCGUCCCAGUCUCAAAUCUCUGGAAGACUAACAGGUUUCCCUCAAGAAUGUCCCUGUAUUUAGCGCCAUCCAUCAUUCCUUCAAUUUUGACCAGUUUCCCAGUCCCUGCCGGUGAAAAACAUCCUCACAGCAUGAUGCUGCCACCACCAUGAUUUGCUUUUUGAUGGCCAAAAAGCUCAAUUUUAGUUUCAUCUGACCAGAGUACCUUCUUCAAUAUGUUUGGGGAGUCUCCCACAUGGCUUUUGGCGAACACCAAACGUUAUGUUAGCUUAUUUUUGUCUUUAAGCAAUGGCUUUUUUCUGGCCACUAUUCCGUAAAGCCCAGCUCUGUGGAGUGUACGGCUUAAAGUGGUCCUAUGGACAGAUACUCCAAUCUCGGCUGUGGAGCUUUGCAACUCCUUCAGGGUUAUCUUUGGUUUCUUUGUUGUGCCUCGGAUUAAUGCCCUCCUUGCCUGGUCCAUGAGUUUUGGUGGGCGGCCCUCUCUUGGCAGGUUUGUUGUGGUGCCAUAUUCUUUCCAUUUUCUUAAUAAUGGAUUUAAUGGUGCUCCGUGGGAUGUUCAAUGUUUCUGAUAUUUUUUUAUAACCCAACCCUGAUCUGUACUUCUCCACAACUUUGUCCCUGACCUGUUUGGAGAGCUCCUUGGUCUUCAUGGUGCCGCUUGCUUGGUGGUGCCCCUUGCUUAGUGGUGUUGCAGACUCUGGGGCCUUUCAGAAAAGGUGUAUAUAUACUGAGAUCAGAUGAUGUGACACUUAGAUUUCACACAGGUGGACUUAUUUAACUAAUUGUGUGACUUCUGAAGGUAAUUGGUUGCACCAGAUUUUAUUUAGGGGCUUUAUAGCAAAGGGGGUGAAUACAUAUGCACGCACCACUUUUCCGUUAUUUAUUUUCUAGAAUUUUUAGGAACAAGUUCUUUUUUUAAUUUCACUUCACCAAUUUGGACUAUUUUGUGUAUGUCCAUUACAUGAAAUCCAAAUAAAAAUCCAUUUAAAUUACAGGUUGUAAUGCAACAAAAUAGAAAAAACGCCAAAGGGGAUGAAUUUUUUGGAACAAGUUAUUUUUUCCAUUUCACUUCACUAUUUUGUGUAUGUCCAUUACAUGAAAUCUAAAUAAUCUAUUUAAAUGACAGGUUGUAAUGCAACAAAAUAGGGAAAACGCAAAGGGGGAUGAAUACUUUUGCAAGGCACUGUAGCAGCAGUGUGUGUGAAGGAAUGUAAGUGUGCAUGUGUGUUGGAGUGUCAGUGUAGUAUGUGUGUGUGUGUGGUUAGAGUCCAGUUAGUGUACAUCGAGCCUGUGCAAGAGAGUCGGUGCAAAAAAUAAGAGUAAAAUAAGGGGGUCAAUGCAAAUAGUCAGGGUAGCGUUUCAUUAACUGUUCAGCAGUCUUAUGGCUUGGGGGUAGAAGCCCUCGGGUGCCACUUGUAGCAGAGAGAACUGUUGAUGACUUGGGUGGCUGGAGUCUUUGACAAUUUCAUGUUUAUUUCAUGUUUAUUUUUAUUUGGAUUUUAUGUUUAUUUGGAAAAAAUGUAGGGCCUUCCUCUGACACCACCUGGCAUAGAGUUCUUGGAUGGCAGGAAGCUCGGCCCCUGUGAUGUACUGGGCCGUACGCACGACCCUCUGUAUGCUGAGCAGUUGCCAUAGCAAGCAGUGAUGCAACCAGUCAGUAUGCUCCCGAUGGUGCAGCUGUAGAAUUUUUUGAGGAUCUGAGGUCCCAUGCCAAAUCUUUUCAGCCUCGUGAUGGGGCAUAGGCGUUGUCGUGCCCUCUUCGCGACUGUCUUGGUGUGUUUGGACCAUGAUAGGUCCUUAGUGAUGUGGACACCAAGGAACAUGAAGCUCUCAACCUGCUCCACUACAGCCCCGUCGAUGUGGAUGGGGGCACGCUCUGCCCUCCUUUUCCCGUAGUCCACGAUCAGCUCCUUUGUCUUGCUCACAUUGUGGAAGAGGUCGUUGUCCUGGCACCACACUGCCAGGUCUCUGACCUCCUCCCUAUAGGCUGUGUUAUCAUCGUCGUUGAUCAGGCCUACAACCGUUGUGUCGUCGGCCAACUUAAUGAUGGUGUUGGAGUCGUGCAUGGCCACUCAGUCAUGGGUGAACAGGGUGUACAGGAGGGGACUAAGCACACACCCCUGAGGUGCCCUCGUGUUGAGGGUCAGCGUGGCGGAUGUGUUGUUGCCUACCCCCACCACCUGGGGGCGUCCCGCCAGGAAGUCCAGGAUCCAGUUGCGGAGGGAGGUGUUCAGUCCCAGGGUCCUUAGUUUAGUGAUGCGCUUGGAGGGUGCUGUGAUGUUGAACCCUGAGCUGUAGUCAGUGAACAGCAUUCUCACGUAGGUGUUUCCUUUUGUCCAGGUGGGAAAGGGCAGUGUGGAGUGCAAUAGAGAUUGCGUCAUCUGUGGAUCUGUUGGGGCGGUAUGCAAAUUGGAGUGGGUCCAGAGUUUCUGGGAUGAUGGUGUUGUGACCCAUGACCAGCCUUUCAUGGCUACAGAUGUGAGUGCUACGGGGCGGUAGUCAUUUAGGAAGUUUACCUUGGCGUCCUUGGGCACAGGGACUAUGGUGGUCUCCUUGAAACAUGUAGGUAUUACAGACUGGGUCAGGGAGAGGAUGAAAUGUCAGUAAAGACACUUGCCAGCUGGUUGGCGCAUGCUCUGAAUACGUGUCCUGGUAAUCCAUCUGACCCUGCAGCCUUGUGAAUGUUAACCUGUUUAAUGGUCUUACUCACAUCAGCUACGGAGAGCGGGAUCACACGGUCAUCCGGAACAGCUGGUGCUCUCAUGCAUGGUUCAGUGUUGCUUGCCUCGAAGCUAGUAUAGAAGUCAUUUAGCUUGUGUGGUAGGCUUGCGUCACUGGGCAGCUCACGGCUGGGUUUCCCUUUGUAAUCUGUGAUAGUUUGCAAGCCCUGCCACAUCCGACGAGAGUCAGUCAGUGUAGUAGGAUUCGAUCUUAGUCCUGUAUUGAUGCUUUUCCUGUUUGAUGGUUCGUCAGAGGGCAUAGCGGGAUUUCUUAUAAGCGUCCAGAUUAGUUUCCCACUCCUUGAAAGCGGCAGCUCUAGCCUUUAGCUCAGAGCGGAUGUUUCCUGUAAUCCAUGGCUUCUGGUUGGGCUAUGUACGUACGGUCACUGUGGGGAGGAUGUUGUCGAUGCACUUAUUAAUGAAGCCGGUGACUGAUGUGGUAAACUCCUCAAUGACAUCGGAUGAAUCCCGGAACAUAUUCCAGUCUGUGCUAGCAAAACAGUCCUGUAGCUUAGCAUCCGCUUCAUCGGACCACUGCCGUAUUGAGCACGUCACUGGUACUUCCUUUUUUUCGUUUUUACAUGUAAGCAGGAAUCAGGAGGAUAGAGUUAUGGUCAGAUUUGCUAAAUGGAGGGUGAGCUGUGUACGAGUAAAGAUGAUCUAGAGUUUUUUUUCUCCCUCUAGUUGCACAUGUGACAUGCUGGUAGACAUUAGGGAAAGCUGAUUUCAAUUUCCCUGCGUUCAAGUCCCCGGCCAGUAAGAGUGCUGCUUCUGCUGUCUUGUCAGGUCCUCUCCGGUUAUCAGAGGGGAGGUGCGCAACUCAAUAUUAGGAAAGUGUUCUUAAUGUUUUGUACGCUCAGUGUGUGUAUGUGUGUAUAUAUAUAGAUAGAUCGAUAUAGAUAUACACUAUAUAUACAAAAGUAUGUGGACACCCCUUCAAUUUAGUAGAUUCGGGCUGUUUCAGCCACCCCUGUUGCUGAUGGAUGUAUAAAAUCUAGCACACAGCGAUGGAAUCUCCAUAGACAAACAUUGGCAAUAGAAUGGCCUUACUGAAGAGCUCAGUGACUUUCAACGUGGCACCGUCGUAGGAUACCACCUUUCCAACAAGUCAAUUAGUCACAUUUCUGCCCUGUUACAGCUGCCCCGGUCAGCUGUAGGUGCUGUCAUUGUGAAGUGGAACAACGGCUCAGCAGCAAAGUGGUAGGCCACACAAGCUGACAGAACGUGACCGCUGAGUGCUGAAGCACGUAGCGCGUAAAAAUCGUCAGUCCUCGGUUGCAACAUUCACUACCGAGUUCCAAACUGCCUCUGGAAGCAAUGUCCGCACAAGAACUGUUCGUCGGGAGCUUCAUGAAAUGGGUUUCCAUGGCAGAGCAGCUGCACACAAGCCUAAGAUCACCAUGCGCAAUGCCAAGCGUCUGCUGGAGUGGUGUGAAGCUCGCCGCCAUUGGACUCUGGAGCAGUGGAAACACGUUCUCUGGAGUGAUGAAUUCACCAUCUGGCAGUCUGAUGGAUGAAUCUGGGUUUGGCGGAUGCCAGGAGAACGCUACCUGCCGGAAUGCAUAGUGCCAACUGUAAAGUUUUGUGGAGGAGGAAUAAUGUUCUGGGGCUGUUUUUCAUGGUUUGGGUCGAGCCUAAGGAAAGCCCUUAGCCGUGGUAUAUUGGCCAUAUACCACACCCCCUCUGGCCUUAUUGCUUAAAUAUGUUCCGGAUUCUGACAUUGCUCGUUCUGAUAUUUAUUUUUACUUUUUGGAUUAUGUGCAUAGUGUUUUGUAUUGCUAGGUAUUAUUACUGUACUGUUGGCGCUAGAAACACAAGCGUUUUGCUGCAUCUACGACCAAUAAACAUACAUUUUAUUUUAUUUGAAGCAUAGAAGAUGUCAUUUAAUGGCUAAUGCCAUCUAAAUCUCUUCUGAAAGGAUAAAGAAUAUGCUUGCAGGGUUUCCUUUACUUGUUCUCUUACCAAAGAGAUUUUGUCUUUUUCAUUCUAACCAUAAUGCCCUCAGCUCAGUGUGAGAUUAAAUGAAAAUAUAACUUUGGGUAGACAUUGUCCUUGAUAAUCUGUAGGUCUUCCAGUUGGAACCGAUUUAAAGUAAUGAUGCUUAUUUUCGCCUUAAACGUCCCCUGUGCUUUGUCUCCACAGUGCCCUUAAAGACAGCCGUUUUCCCUCCAUGACGAGGGACGAGCUGCCACGCCUCUUCUGCUCAGUGUCUCUGCUCACCAACUUCGAGGACGUCGGUGAUUACCUUGACUGGGAGGUAAGAGACUGAAACAAGACAGGUAGCUAUUAAUUCAUCUUAUGCAAUACUCUUCAGUCAUAGAAUUUUUAUUGAAAUGAAAUGGCCUUCACAUAUGUGAAUCCAGUAGCUUAGAUUGACUGUGCCCCAGAGAGCAGUACACUCUCCACACAGAGCACACUGUAAGAGACAAUCUCCUGUGUGAAGUAGAGAUCAGAAUUGAAUAGGGAAAGGGCUCUGCUGCAGUGGCACCUUCAUGUCCUGAAUGAAAUGGGCCUCAUUGCAGCCUGGAUAUUCACACAGCAAGGAUGGCAGACAAUCAACAUUCACACACACAGGCAAUAUGUCUUUGUGGUGAGGACAUAAGCAGUUACCUUGUUGACCCAGAGGGGCUACACUACAGGGAGUGGGUGGGACAAGGGCCGUGACGUGGGUGGGUGAUCACCUGCCGGUUUGGAUUAUAAUGGGAACAAUCCUCUGAGCUACCUUGACUGGAUCGUGGCCCUGCUCAAGUGUGCUGGUUUACAGGGACAGAUCCUGUCUCCUCCAUCCAGUCACUCUCCUAUUACUGUGGCCAUCCCUCCCUCACUCUAAACCUCCAUUUCCCUCUCAGCCUCUCAUUCCCCCUUUCACAAAAUAGAACCCAGUAUGUUAGGCUUAGUGCAGCAAGACCUAUGAAGGCAUUCUAGUAGGUUGGACAGUGUGGCCGAAGACGUGUAGUUCGUAUAGAUAUUUCUCUCUGUUGGUACUGUCAUUAAAGGGAUGUCUCUUCUUCCCUCUCUCUCUUCCCUCUCUCUGACAUGUAGGUGGGUGUUCAUGGCAUUAGGAUAGAGUUUUUCAAUGAAAAAGGAUCAAAGCGCACCGCCACCUACCUACCAGAGGUCGCAAAAGAGCAAGGUAAGUGGAAUCGUGUGUCCCAUCACCUUUGUAUGAUCUCUGAAUGACUGAAGGUCUUUGUUGUAGAGAGAAGUGGUAUUCAAGGGGAUAUAAAGGGGGAUGUUCAAGAAGAUAUAACCUUCUCUGUGCAGGAUGGGACCACAUUCAGACCAUAGAUUCCUUACUACGAAAGGGAGGCUACAAAGCUCCCAUCACAAAUGACUUCAGGAAGACCAUUAAGUUGACCAGGUAAGAGAGGCUGCUUUCACACCGGAUGCUGUCUGACUUCCACUGCUGGCCUUGGUUUUGCCUUAAGUGUAGAUUUUGAAAGUGUAAGUGUUGCUCACUGCUGGGAAAAUGGCACUGGCGCAUAAUUACUGUAGGUGACCCUCCCAAAGCCCACCAUGGUCCUGUUUGCCACAGUACCACCAGGGAGAUCAGUGACAGAGUACUGCUAGAUCCAUAGCAGCAUUAGGAUGUAAAGAUUGUAGUGCCGCUGCCAGUUAAGUUGGGGUAACUGUGCCUUCUCUAACUUCCCUCUCCUCCUGCUCAGGUACCGUAGCGAGAAGAUGACGAUGAGCUAUGCGGAGUACAUCGCCCACCGCCAGCACCAUCACUACCAGAAUGGCACCGGGCACCCUCUACCCCCAUACAACCAUUAUUCCUGA
Molecule: messenger RNA, 17824 nt
Organism: Coregonus sp. 'balchen'
Lineage: Eukaryota; Metazoa; Chordata; Actinopteri; Salmoniformes; Salmonidae
Source: the annotation of a GenBank genome assembly